Messenger RNA from Hydatigera taeniaeformis, 297 nucleotides. The record is from the annotation of a GenBank genome assembly. NCBI's taxonomy places the organism in Eukaryota, Metazoa, Platyhelminthes, Cestoda, Cyclophyllidea, Taeniidae.
AUGAGAAGCGUCAGUAUCGUCGCUCUAUCUUCUACAUUCUCUGGCUUUGCCAUCACUAUUUUCAUCGGGCUUUUUAUUCUCCUCAUCGAGAUGCCAUUUUGCUGCGCAUUUAUUCCACAGACCGAGUUUAUUGCGCGUGCUGUCGACAAGAUGGGUCACCUUCCCAUUGCCAUCAUCUGUAUAAUAGUUGGCAUAAUAGCCAUGGCAAUGUGUCCUAGUUUCUCGAUGGGCUUCGCUCUGCUUUUCCUCCUUGCUUCUGCUGCUGUGCGAAUUUGGGAUUUCGUUUUGGCUAGGUAA